Cervus elaphus (red deer) is the source of this 3483-nucleotide messenger RNA. It is a transcript of the gene SAAL1, whose product is annotated as serum amyloid A like 1. Lineage: Eukaryota; Metazoa; Chordata; Mammalia; Artiodactyla; Cervidae. The transcript is spliced from 12 exons. Bases 49 to 1470 code for a protein of 473 amino acids. The record is from RefSeq and is a predicted model, not a curated record.
CCUCCCGCGGCUUCCGGAGGAGCUCCCGCGCGCAGAGGCGGCCAAGUCAUGGACCGCAAUCCGUCGCCACCGCCGCCGAAUCGGGACGGGGACGAGGAGGAGGCGGCCGGGGGGGACUGCAUAGGCAGCACGGUCUACAGCAAGCACUGGCUCUUCGGCGUCCUCAGCGGGCUCAUCCAGAUGGUUAGCCCUGAAAAUGCCAAAUCCAGCUCAGAUGAUGAGGAGCAGCAGAUGGAGCUUGAUGAAGAAAUGGAGAAUGAAAUUUGCAGAGUAUGGGAUAUGUCCAUGGAUGAGGAUGUGGCUUUGUUUCUCCAAGAAUUUAAUGCUCCUGACAUAUUUAUGGGAGUAUUGGCCAAAUCCAAAUGUCCUCGAUUAAGAGAAAUCUGUGUGGGAAUAUUAGGUAAUAUGGCCUGUUUCCAGGAGAUAUGUGUGUCCAUCAGCAGUGAUAAAAAUCUUGGCCAGGUAUUGCUGCACUGUUUGUAUGACUCAGACCCUCCUACUCUGCUGGAAACAAGCAGGUUGUUGCUUACUUGCCUUUCCCAGACAGAAGUGGCCAGUGUCUGGGUUGAAAGAAUUCGAGAAAAUCCAGCUAUUUAUGAUAGUAUUUGCUUCAUCAUGUCAAGUUCAACAAAUGUUGACUUGCUGGUAAAGGUUGGGGAGGUUGUGGACAAGCUGUUUGAUUUGGAUGAGAAACUGAUGUUGGAAUGGAUUAGAAGUGGACCUGUUCAGGCUCUGGACCAACCCCAGGAAGAUUCUGAACAGCAGCCAGUGUUUCGACUUGUGCCCUGUGUACUUGAAGCUGCCAAACAAGUGCGCUCUGAAAAUCCAGAAGGACUCGAUGUUUACAUGCAUAUCUUACAGCUGCUCACCACGGUAGACGAUGGAAUUCAAGCAAUUGUGCAGUGUCCAGAUACUGGAAAAGACACUUGGAAUUUACUUUUUGACCUGGUGUGCUGUGAGUUCUGCCAGGCUGAUGACCCGCCCAUCAUACUUCAGGAGCAGAAAACAGUGCUGGCCUCUGUUUUCUCAGUAUUGUCUGCCAUCUAUGCUUCACAGGCUGAACAGGAGUAUCUAAAGAUAGGAAAAGUGGAUCUUCCUCUAAUUGAUAGCCUGAUUCGUGUCUUACAAAAUAUGGAACAUUGUCAGAAGAAACCAGAGAACUCAACGGAGUCUAACACAGAAGAAACUAAAAAGUCUGAUUUAAACCAAGAUGAUUUCCACUUGAAAAUCUUGAAGGAUAUUUCAUGUGAAUUUCUUUCUAAUAUUUUCCAAGUGUUAACAAAGGAGACUGUAACUCAGGGACUAAAGGAGGGCCAGUUAAGCGAACAGAAGUGUUCCUGUGCAUUUGAAAAUCUUCUUCCUUUCUAUAGCCCUGUGGUGGAAGACUUUCUCAAAAUUCUCCGUGAAGUUGAUAAGAAUCUUGCUGGUAACCUGGAAGAAGGCUUCCCAAGUUUGAAGAUUCAGACUUAAAAACUAUUAAAAUCCCUCUGCCCAAGAAAUGGACUCGCUGACUGUUGAAAUUGACAAAUAGGAAAUAUUACACCAUAAUUGUUUGGUAUUAUACUCAUGCCCUUCUCCUCCAGCCUUACCUCAUUUUUGUUUGGCAUUGAAAUAUUUUCACUACCAUCAAACAUUAUCUCCCUCCCCUCCUUUUUUUUGUGUGUGUGUGUUGGUUGUACAGUAUUUGUCUUCAGGUAAAGAAAACAAAAUUAUAGAGGUCCUUUUUAGAAUAUUUGAGGGGUCACUGAGGAUUUUCUUCAUAACUCAAUUUGAUUUUUACUCAGAAUUUUGUAUUUAUAUCUACUGCAAGUGCAUUCAGCUGCAGUAGUAGAAAACCCUACUACAGUAGCUUAAUCUGUUAACUUGUAUGUAUUUUAUGCAAUAAGUCCAGAGGUGUACAGUCCAGCCCUGAUAUGGUGGCUCAGAGGACCCUGACUCCUUUUAACUCUGUGUGGUCUGCCGGGUAGACCUUUGUGUUCAUUACUGUUGUCUUUUGGUUAAAGGGACUAUAAUACCUCUGGUCCUUUCUUCCACAUUCAUGGAAGGAAAAAGAGAAAGAGGCCAAGGGGCUUUCUCUUAACAAAUCAUUACUUUUUAUUUGGAGAAGAUAGCCCUCCUUGACCAGAGCCAUGUCUUAUGUCCGUCCCUAAUUGUAGGUAUUUGAAAUCAAGAACUUUUUUUCUUUCUGGCCUCUAUCGGAGAGAUAGGCAAGAGAGAAAGGAGAUAUAAAUGGCUUUUGAGUGUACCCAGUUCAUGGUGUUUGCCACAAUAUGCAGGCCUUUCUAUCCAUUUUAAUUGUUUUGAUUCCAUGCUAGGUUGUUAGUAACAAUCAAAAGCAAUGACUAGUUUAGCUUUGUUGCAGUUCAGGUUUUUUCCAGUGUUUUAUGUGUGAAGAUGAAAACGCUAACAUUCUGAUGAAAGCACACUAGCAAAAUUCUCUGGUUUAAUUUCAGAAAAUGAUUUUCUUGAGUGACUUCAGAUUUUUAAAGUUAUGAUUGAGGAAGUUUCAUAACUUCUGGUUGUUUACAGACUGUUACAUGUGAUUUUCCUGUCACACUGGAUCAUUCAAUAUAGUGCUUCCUAAUGAAACGUAUUCUGAGAAUCAACCAGGUACACUUAUAGGAAGUACUCAGUUUGUAUUAUUUCAGUUACUGAAAGUGAACUUUUAGUAGAUUUUCAGAAAAUAGCAGUUAUGAAUGAAAAAGCCAACUUUUUAAGCUUCUCUUCUGGUUUAGCCUCUUCUCAGUCUAUUGCAGAAUCUUUUAAAUUUUUAAUCUUUAAAGCAUUAGUCUUGCCUCACACUUUGUAUUCUUUCCUUGAAUGACUUUUGCUGAUAAAACACAGGGUUUUCCUGUGCUGUUUGUAAGAGAUAUAUAAUUUCCAGUUUGGGGGUAAUUUUAGUGUUGAGAGUACCCUGUCAAAAAGAAUUGAACUAUGAAGUUAAAAUCUUACAAUUAAACUCUAGUUGGUAGGUUUGCUUUGUGUAUAUUUGUAUGUCUUUGGUGGUGACCUAUCCGCUAAGUGGAAUGUGACUUUAACGUGAGCUUUCAAAGGCACCUAUGUAAUCACUCCUACCUGCUAGGCAGUGCUAAAAAUUCUACUUCUGUUAUCUCUUAAAGUUUAAGGUUAAAGAUGCAAAUAAGCCUAUUAGAGUAAUACUCCAAGUUAUGUUUAACGGUAGUGUAUAAAUUCACAUUCUCUGUUCCUGAGGGCACAUUUUAAAAGGGGGAGCACAGGAACCUUGGGUGUCUGAGCAGAAGAGUGCCAUUCAGAGUGGCCAGAUUACAGAGGGAGAAAGGAUACAUCAGGGGGAGGCACGGGAUGUUCAGGUUGUUUUCUACUUCCAUUUCUGCCUUGAACCUGACUUAUUGAUGCUUCUUGCUGUUGUAACGUUAUGAAGUGUUGCAUAUUUUCAUAGUACUUGGAUAUGUUUGAAAACUUUGUAAAUCUGUGAAUUAUAAUAAAUAGUUUUUUUUUAAGUGA